AUGUCGGAACAAGAGAAUCAGAGAGCUGGUGUGGGCGAACAGGAGCCUUUGCUUGGAAGACCUGGUGACGCAUCGCUGGAGGAUGGACUUCCGCUGUACCACAACCUUGUCAUUGGUAUGGACUUCCUCAAGGCCGGAUCCUGGAUUCUUGUAGCCAUCGUCUGGGGCGCAGUGUUCUCCAACCCUGUGAUCCUGUUCUCUGCGCAUCCUGGUGUCCUCAUCCUCCAGCCCACGCAUACACCCAAGCAGAAGAAGCACGGCACUUGGGCUCACGCCGGCCUCAACGACCUCGCUCUCUCGUGCGGUAUCGCCGGCCUCGUCGUCAUCGAGUACAACAAGAUUGCCCACAAUGGCACACACUUUGUAUCACCCCACGCGAUUUUGGGUCUGAUUACCUACAUCCUCAUCCUCAUCCAGGGACUUGUUGGCUUCACGCAAUACUUUGUGCCGCAGAUCUACGGCGGCGAGGAGAAUGCGAAGAAGCUGUACAAGUACCACCGUGUGAGCGGAUACUUCAUCUUCUUGAUGCUGCUUGCGACCGUGGCAGCUGCGACGCAAACGGAUUACAACAAGAAUGUUCUUGAGAUCAAGCUGUGGGCUGUGCUUGUCGCGGCUGCCAUCACAUUGAUUGGAGUUUUGCCCAGAGUCAAGAAGCAGAAGUUCGGCUGGUUGGCCGGACAGUAG
Molecule: messenger RNA, 684 nt
Organism: Aureobasidium vineae
Lineage: Eukaryota; Fungi; Ascomycota; Dothideomycetes; Dothideales; Saccotheciaceae
Source: the annotation of a GenBank genome assembly